This is a messenger RNA of Cinara cedri, 1761 nucleotides long. Lineage: Eukaryota; Metazoa; Arthropoda; Insecta; Hemiptera; Aphididae. The record is from the annotation of a GenBank genome assembly.
AUGAAUCGUGCCAAGGUACACGACCUUUUCUUGACGGCAAAAAGCAAAGUGUAUUAUUAAGAGAACUGUAUCUAGAGACAAUCUGGUGACAGAAAUCUCGAGACGAAGUUUAAACACGAAGAAGAAAAAGAACGAACAGAAAAGAACUGGGUAGCGGAGCGCGGAGAUGUUCGUGGCACGUCGCCAUGGGCUGAUGUUUUUGGCGAUAAGGGGAAACGUGAUAUAAUUAAUCGUUAAUUCGUAGUCAGAAACAAAAUAUUAUUGCGAAUUGCAAUAGAUUGCGAUCGCAUAAACCCUUACGCGGGCAUAAUCUAUUACCGGUCGACCAUAUCGAUGAUAGAUAUGCUUGUCCUCUGAUAACGGGAAAUUGUCGUUUUUGGACGUUACAAACUUGUCUUUUUAUAUUGUUAUGUUAUUUUUUUUUCCUAAACCUAAUUCAUUGUAUAUAAAAAAAAAUGAACUAUUUCAGGAUUUAAUUUAAAUUAGAACUUGUAAGAAUUGACAUGUUUUAUGCAUUGAAGAUACUAAUAUUUGAACAUUUAUGAAUAACGGAUCUUCAAAAUUAAUAAUUAUCUCUAGCGAGUUAAUAUUAAAAGUUGGAUCUAACCUUUCAGUUUGAUAAUUCUUUAUAAAAUCAUCAAUCAUCUCAUCAAUAAUGUGUGCUUAUCUAAAUCAUACUUUGCCUAAUCAGUAUCAAAAUGUGAGCUUAUUGACAAUUUAUUGAAAUUAUUAAAUAAAAUUAAUUGUUUAUUUAUGUAGGUUCUAUUUAUAAAUUCAACAAUACAAAUAUAACUGAAGAUUUUAAUUAUUAUGAAACAAAAUUUAGAGAUAUAUAUGACUGAAAUGUUCAAUACAAAUAUACUAAAUCCAUCUGUUAUAAAUUAAAUAUUAUAAAAAAAAAGUUAUAUAACUAUUAUAUAUAGUUUAUUUAAGGUUUCUUAUCAUUUACACUCUUAUCAGUUAGGUAUUACACAUUGUGAUCUUAAAAGAAAAAUUGUUACUUUAAUGUUUUCAUUUGACUUGCUUAAUGGAAAUAUAGAUUGCCCGGAGUUACUUUAAGGCUAGUCGCUGACGCAAUAAUUGCGCAACAGUUUAAUCGCAUGAGUGACUUCCACAGUGAUAUAUUGCAAUGCGCCCACAUACAACCGAUCAGUUGGACCAACUAAUUAGUUUGUGUUUUGUCAUAAAUCGUUUGAUCGAUUACAUGCAAUUGUUUUGUGUCAUUCAUGUUUCAAUGGGUCUCACCUCACUUGUUACCAAACAGUUGCGACGUUCACGUUUCCACUUCUAAAAAACUAACACUACAAACACGAAUGAAAGUGAAGUGCAGCAAGGUAAUUAUCAUGAAAUAUUUUACUAAUUACUAACUAAUCUAAUAUUAGAUAAUAAAAAACAAAAUGUAAAUUUUCUGUUUUGCACUAAAAUACUUAUUAAUAAUGCUAUCGAUAAUAAUCGAUAGUAUUUUGUCAUAAAUAUUAUAAAAAGUUAAUAUUACUAUCAAUAUAAAUAUAAAUAUUAUAUAAUAUACAAAUUUCUGUUCCAGAAUUUGUUAAUGAUGGUGAUUGGGUAGAAAGAUUUAUUCAAGCAGUUCAAAGUAGACUUCCAAUAUAUAACACUAAACUUCCAGAGCAUUUAGACCGGAACUUAAUUUUGCGUCUUUGGAGUGAAAUAUUCAAAACAAUGAUUCCUACGUGGCAAGAAAUGACUUCAAGUGAAAAAUCGUUAAAACAUUAUAAUGAAACAGAACAAAAUAACGAUUAA